Molecule: messenger RNA, 2309 nt
Organism: Harmonia axyridis
Lineage: Eukaryota; Metazoa; Arthropoda; Insecta; Coleoptera; Coccinellidae
Product: leucine-rich repeat-containing protein 24-like
Exons: 1
Coding region: 380-2101 (573 amino acids)
Molecular function (GO): protein binding
Source: RefSeq, a predicted model, not a curated record
CAUAGUGCGGUGAACUUAUGACAAGAGAGGUCUCUCACGCAACUUUCGCAACGAAAACAACCGCUUUCGUAAUCCAAGAAUAGAAAUAGACGGAAGUAUGUUACCAAUGACGGUUCCCCCAUUGUCAUUCUGGAAUUGAUAUCUGCUCUGCAUCUGCGUGUUAUAAAUAAUACGAAACGUUUCCUGGAUAACUUGAUUCACCCAAUUCACAACAACAAGUUUUCCAGUGUUCGAACAGCCGCCUCGCGUCUCGUAUGUCAACUCGCGACUUCUCCACUCCCUGACAUCUCGAUGGUCCUGCAUGUUACGGUUCUUCGGGAUACUCUGCUGGACUUUGAUGUGAUUCGAGGAUGGUGACGCUGCAACAUGAACAAGUGGGAUGGCGGUAAUCUUCGUUGUUCUACUGAUGAUUACCCUGGCUUCAGCCUCACCAGAUUGGACUGACUGCCAACUGCCAUGUGUUUGUAAAUGGAGUGGUGGUAAAAGAAGUGCGGUUUGUAAGAGUGGUGGACUGACAUCUGUGCCAAACUCCUUGGACUCCGACUUGCAGGUUUUGUAUCUGUCUCAGAACCAUAUCAAGUACCUGCCAAAGGACGCUUUCAAAAACGCUGGUUUGAUGAAUCUCCAAAGGAUAUAUCUCAUUAAGAACGGUUUGUUGGAAUUGAACCAAGACGCCUUCAACGAACUCCUCAUCCUGAUAGAAAUCGACUUAUCUCACAACGCGUUGACCAGCCUGCAUCCCUUAACAUUCCACGGAAACGAAAGACUGAAAGUUCUGUUCUUAUCCGGAAAUCCUCUGACUCAAUUGAUCGAAAAACAAUUUCCUCCAUUGCCUCAUCUCCGAAUAUUAGAUUUGGAAGGUUGCCGGAUUGAAUACAUCCACAAAGACGCUUUCGUGAACUUGGGCUCUCUGGAAUCCCUGAAUCUCAAAUACAACCUUCUGAAGAAUGUGUCCGAAACAACGUUCAUGAAUUUUGCUCACCUGAAGACGCUACAAUUAGACGGCAACCCAUGGAGGUGCGAUUGCGAGCUGAGAGGAUUCAGGAAUUGGUUUUUAGCCAGCAAUUUACAUUCAACCUCGCUGUCAUGUUCCGAGCCGGAUUUCCUGUACGAACGUCACUGGGAAAAUGUAAAUUCCGAGGAGUUCGCCUGCUUGCCUCAAGUGGCUGUUUCUCCUCAAAACGAAGUACAGGCCGAGGCUGGCGGAAACGUGACAUUUGGCUGUCACAUCCAAGGAGAUCCGGAACCGCAGGUGUGGUGGCUGUAUGAAGGAUAUCCCAUCAAUCACACGUGGAUUGUCAUCGAGGCUGAAGAGGGUCUUCUAGAUAAGUGGGCGAACAUUAGUAUAUUUAACGUGAGUGAUGCGGACGUGGGUGUGUAUACGUGUAUGGCGAAGAAUGUCCUGGAUACCGUCGUGCAAAACGUCAGUUUAGUUCUGCCGGAGGUCGCUACUGCGACGACUGUUAUCAAGUCGGACGUAGGUUUCGUGUGGUGGACAAUGGUUGUGGUCGGUGUGGCCGUCGGGUUCUCCGCGUUCUGUACCAUGAUCGCGGUGUACUGUGCUCGAAGCUCCAGAAGACGUGGGCACGACAUUAAAGCCAGUGUUAGUUUUACGGACCAAGAGAAAAAACUGCUAGAUGUAAGCAUCGCGACCACUACCGAUCGCGGUACCGGAAGUUGUGAAGGUUUGGGACCUGAAGUUGACCUAGUGGAUCCUCCGGUGUUGAUAACCAUCGAAAGAGAACCUUUACCGAUGACUGUGUUUCCUCCUCCUCCGGAGUUUUCUGGUAAUAUUCUUCCUGUUGCUCCCUACGGUAAUAUUUUCAUUUCCGUUUCGUUGAGUCGGGAUCAUCACGAACCGAGUCAGAGACAGGGUCCGGAUUUACUAGACCUGUCCCAUAGGUCGAAAAUGGUGUACCAUGGAAUGGCCACCUUGCCCAGAAGACAGAACCCCAUUGCUCAGUACGACAAUAUGGGACCUAGGGUGACUGCUUGUGGUAGCUCAACGCUCUCCUUGCCCGACUCAACCAUGGACGAAGUGACGCCCACGCCAAUGCCCUCAAGUUGUGUCCCCCUGAAUCCAGAGUUUGUAUCUCUGUAAACUCCCCUUUCUCCAUAUUCGAUUAGUGCCUUUUGCUCAUGUUACGUUUGUUCUAGACUGUCCCCCCUUUCAAGCCAUCUUUGUGUCAAAUAUGAUGAGUUAAUAUUUUGAAUUUAUUGUUAUUCUAAAUCAAUAAUAUGUAAAAUUAUCAUGGAACAAUUGACACUGACUUAAGAUAAUAAAACAAUCUUAUUUGGAUUUUCCAUAA